GCCAUGUUUUCCAAACUUGCUAUACUUGUGUCUCUUCUUCUGACUAGUGGCUUUGGAGCCACCGAUGAUAAUUUUGCUUUUAUCAACAAUGGAUUCCAAUCAGCUAAGCCAAUACUCGAUGUCGAUGGUAUAGCCAACUUCACCGCCAAUGGUCUUUUGCAGCUUACCAACGAAACCCCUGUAGAAAAGGGUCACGCCUUCUACUCUCAUCCGAUUUCCUUCAAGAACUAAUCAAAUGGCACCGCUUUCUCUUUCUCUACCACUUUUGUUUUCGCUAUCCACCCUAGAAUUGAGGGUCAUAGCGGCCAUGGUUUGGCUUUCGUCAUUGCACCAACAAUUGGUCUCCCACAUGCUUUUCCGAGUCAGCACCUCGGCCUUUUUAACGAGAGCAACAACGGAGAAACCAGCAAUCAUGUGUUCGCUGUAGAACUCGAUUCGAUUGAGAAUAAGGAGUUUAAUGAUAUCAAUGAUAACCAUGUAGGAAUUGAUAUUAAUGGAUUGAAGUCUGAAAUAUCAAAUUCAGCAGGUUAUCAUGACAAUGAAACUGGUCUUUUUACGAACUUGUUGCUUGCUGGUGGUCAAAGAAUGCAGGUUUGGGUGGAAUAUAAUGGUGAGAAGCAAAUUAAUGUUACUUUAGCUCCAUUCAACAGUGGUAAGCCCAGUAAUCCACUUCUUAAUUUGUCGAUUGAUCUUUCACCAAUUUUUAACAAAAUCAUGUUUGGCUUCUCAUCGUCCACUGGUUCGUUGUUAGUAUCUCAUUAUGUUUUGGGUUGGAGUUUUAAAAUGAAUGGACAAGCAGAGAAACUUGCACUCUCUCAGCUUCCCCGAAUUGGUCCCAAACUGAAAUUAAAGUUUAUGACAAUUGGGCUCCCUGUAAUUUUUGUAAGCUUGACUUUAGCUGCAGUGUCAGGUGUGGUUUAUGUGAUAAGAAGGAACAGAAAGUUCGCUGAAGUGCUUGAAGAUUGGGAGCUUGAAUAUGGGCCUCAUAGAUUCAAAUACAAAGAUCUUUAUUUCGCCACCAAAGGAUUUACAGAAACAGAGCUAUUAGGUAGUGGUGGAUUUGGCAGGGUGUACAGAGGUGUACUACCCAACUGUAAACUAGAAAUUGCCGUGAAGAGAGUCUCUCAUGAAUCAAGACAAGGAAUGAGAGAAUUUGUGGCUGAAAUUGUUAGUAUUGGUCACAUGCGUCGCCGGAAUUUAGUACCACUCUUGGGUUAUUGCCGGCGUAAAGGAGAGCUGCUUUUGGUGUAUGACUACAUGCCUAAUGGAAGCCUGGACAAGUACAUCUAUGACCAAACAAAUGUCACACUGAAUUGGAGACAACGAUUUAGUGUCAUCAAGGGGGUAGCUUUAGGCUUAUUGUAUCUACAUGAAGAAUGGGAACUAGUUGUCAUUCACAAAGAUGUGAAGGCCAGUAACGUUUUGCUUGAUGGUGAAUUCAAUGGAAGACUAGGUGAUUUUGGCCUUUCAAGAUUAUAUGAUCACGGUAGUGAUCCACAAACAACUCGUGUAGUUGGAACUUUUGGAUAUCUUGCCCCAGAGUACACUCGUACUGGGAAGGCCAGAAAAAGCAGUGACGUGUUCGCUUUUGGUGCCUUUUUGCUUGAAGUUGCCUGUGGGAGAAGGCCAACUGAAUCACGAGCGGCAACAGAAGAUUGCAUGAUUUUGGUUGAUUGGGUAUUUGGUUUCUGGAGUAGAGGUGAAAUUCUCGAGGCAAGAGAUGUUAAAUCGGUUUCUGGAGUAGAGUUAUCACUAUCAGCCCUUGGAAUUUCAGCUAGUGGCCUAAAUUUUGAUCAUUGGGAAGGUUUUGAUGGUCUUGCGGUCUCAUAUCCAUCUUCUAUGGGCUUAACAGUGUCGACUUCUGUUACAGAUCCAAUACUUUCAGGUGGCAUAUGAUCCUUUUUUAACUAACCCAAUUUGGCCAUAUACUGCAUUCUAGUUUGAUACUUAGUUUUAUUCCUUAUUUCCUGCAUAUCCUUAAUUUUAUUAUUUAAUUAAUUUGACACAUGUGAAUUUGUUAUUAGUUUGUGACAGUAUAUCCUAGAUUUUAUCUUUCAAAACAUUACUACUCUAAUUGACUGUGGCAUCGUCCACGCAAGCAAAUUUUUUCACAUAAAAAAAAAAAAAAAGGCGGAGUGGCGAAGUUACAGCGUUUCCAGCCACUGUUGACAAAGCGUGAGAUCUGCAAUUACGCGCUUCAAAAACAGAAGAGAAGUUCAAGUCCAACAGAAGCUUGAUUGGUCUGGGCAACUGAUGGGAGAGCGUGAGAUGGAUUUUGUUUAGGGUUCGUGAUUGACUGGGGAAGAAUAAAAAACUGGACAAAGUUUGGUUGGUGCUUAACAGUUAAUGGAGAGAGUUAAUUUUUUUUUUUCUUUUUGAUUGUGUGGUCUACCUAUUUCCAGUCUGAUUUUAUGUUAUUUUUUUAGUUAUGUAGCCCAACGCAAUCAAAUCGCCGGUGUAAAAUAAUACAGUUUUUACGCUUUCAAAUAAGCUGGUGUACAAAAGAAUGAAAUUUCGA
Molecule: messenger RNA, 2518 nt
Organism: Pistacia vera
Lineage: Eukaryota; Viridiplantae; Streptophyta; Magnoliopsida; Sapindales; Anacardiaceae
Product: L-type lectin-domain containing receptor kinase IV.1-like
Biological process (GO): protein phosphorylation
Cellular component (GO): plasma membrane
Molecular function (GO): ATP binding; protein kinase activity; carbohydrate binding
Source: RefSeq, a predicted model, not a curated record